AUGAUGGAGAAGUCCGUUAAGGUUUUCAACAUCUCCGCUAAAGUCACUAAUCAGGAUAUUGUUGACUUCUUCAAAUUUGCCGGAGUCGUUUCCUCCGCAGUUUUCAAAUCGGAUGAAGCAUCGACAUACCCUACAAAAAAGUGUGCAAUUUUGACGUUUACGGAUGGAAACGCAGUUGAGGCUUCACUGUUGCUUUCAGGAACUGUCAUUGGAGACCAGCCGAUCCAUGUGUUACGCCUUUCGGACGAGGAUUACCAUGAUUUUGCCUCCCAAGAGGCAAUGGUGAUUACGGCUGGAGUUCUCAGUUCAACAGAACCGACUCACAAAUCUGAAUCUGUCGUUGCGUCUCUGCUUGCCUCUGGUUAUUUGCUGAGUAAAGACGCACUGGAGAAGGCGAGAGCGUUGGACGAAAGUCAUGGCAUCAGCCAAACUGCAUCGACUAGUAUGGCGGCUGUGAAAGAGAAGACUGCAGCUACUGCUGCUGCCCUUGACAAGAGGUUUAACAUCUCUGAGAGGAUGAGUGGCGCGUCUGCUUCUGUCAGCAACGCGUUCUCCUCAGUGGAUAACACAUAUCAUGUGUCUAGUAAGGCGAAAGCGGCUGCAGCAACGGCAGAGGCGUCCCUCUCACAGGCUGCACAGCACGUGAUGAAGAAUCCAUACAUUGCUUCUGGAAGGGACUGGAUGGUGGGGACUUUUGAGCGCGGAAGGGGGGAAGGCGGGCGCGGCAGUGGCUGGCGGGAUGCCGCAGCGGAAUUGGAUGAAUUGGAGGGGGAGGAUGAAGCGGAGAAGCAGAAGGAGGAUGAGGAGGAUGAGGACGAGGCGCGCGUGCGGCGCGAGAAGGUGUCGUUAAAGCCGCAGAUUCGAUCCAUCAAACGGCUGCUGAGCAAGGUGGAUCUCCCCCCCGAGGCGCGGCAGCAGCAGGAGGCAAAGCUGGCGGAGCUGCAGCGGCGGGACGCGGAGCGCGUGCGCGCGGAGAAGCGGGCCGCGCUGGCGCGCAAGCUGGGGCAGAAGUACCGCAUGGGGCGCUUCUACGCUCAAAUUCACCUCCCCCUUUCCUUCCCCUCCUCCACCCCUCCGCCAUUCUCCCCUUCCCCCCUCCCCCCUGCCGCCCUUUCCCCUCCGUUUCCUCGUACCCUCCCCCCCUCCCCCCUCCCCCUCCCCCGCUUUUCCCCGGUGUUCCCAGACCGAGUGCCCAUUCUGCGGUGCAUUCAGCAGCUGGAGAUGACUUUGAGUCGACUCAAAAAGCCGCUGUCUGCCGUAUUCCCAGACCGAGUGCGCAUCAUGCGGCGCAUCAAGCACCUGGAGAGGCGGCUGGGGGAGAAUACGCGCAUACGCAGCUCAAAUCAAACCCUCCCCUCCCCUUCCAUUCCUCUCCCUUCCCUCCCAUCGCCCACUCACCCCGCUCACGUGUAUUCCCAGACCGAGUGCGCAUCCCACGGCGCAUCAAGCAGCUGGGGAGGACUUUUGAGUCAUCCCUCCAAAAGCCAUCCCUCCCCCGGCCCCCCUUCUCUUCCCCCGCUGUCUGCCGUAUUCCCAGACCGAGUGCGCAUCCUGCGGCGCAUCAAGCAGCUGGAGAGGCGGUUGGAGGAGAUUGAGCGAGGGGGGGAGAGCAGAGGAGGGCAGGCGGGCGGGGUGGUUGCGAAAGGAGAGAGUGGGGAGGCGGAGGAGGAAGAGGGGGAAGAGGAAGUGGAAGAGGGAGAGGAAGAAGUGGCAGAAGAGGGAGAGAAAAUCGAGGAGCAUGGGGACGAGGAGGGAGGGGCGGGGGUAAAGGGAGGGGAGGGAGGAGAAGGAGGAGAGGAAUCUGAGGCAGUGGGGAAGAAGCAAGCAGGGGAAGCGUGGGAGGGGGAGUAUGGGGGGGACACGGAUGAUGACGAGGAGGAGGAAGGGGAGGCGGGUGAGGGGCGUGGGACGCACGAGGGCGAGAGGGCGAGGAGGGCGCGCGUGGUGCUGAGUGAUUGUAAAGCCAUGGGGCGCGAGGAGGUGGUGCAGGAGCUGCGCGUGUGGCGAGGUUACUUGGAUUAUGUGCUGGUGUGUGGUGCUGGGUGUGUGGUGCUGGUGUGUGGUGCUGGGUGUGUGGUGCUGGUGUGUGGUGCUGGGUGUGUGGUGCUGGUGUGUGGUGCUGGUGUGUGGUGCUGGGUGUGUGGUGCUGGUGUGUGGUGCUGGUGUGUGGUGCUGGUGUGUGGUGCUGGGUGUGUGGUGCUGGUGUGUGGUGCUGGUGUGUGGUGCUGGUGUGUGGUGCUGGGUGUGUGGUGCUGGUGUGUGGUGCUGGUGUGUGGUGCUGGGUGUGUGGUGCUGGUGUGUGGUGCUGGGUGUGUGGUGCUGGUGUGUGGUGCUGGUGUGUGGUGCUGGUGUGUGGUGCUGGUGUGUGGUGCUGGGUGUGUGGUGCUGGUACUUCCCCCUGUGGCCGCACUUCGUGUCAGUGGUUGUGCGAGCACAGCAGCAGCGCCCUUUUUACCACUCUGCAUACCCCUUUCCCUUUGCCAUCGCACACCCCCAACGCAGUAUUUCCCCCUGUGGCGGCACUACGUGUCAGUGGUUGUCAACCACGGGUGUGAGCACAACAGCAGCGCGGACGGCAAGCGGCGGUGGGGGAAGAUUCAGGCGCUGAUGCUGCUGGCGCAGCAGAACAAGCGGGAGACGGAGGAGAGAGCGCGGAGGGAGGAGGAGGUGCAGCGGGAGGAGAGGCAGAGGCGGGAGGAACGGCGCCGUGCUGUGUCUCACUUGUGCUCUCUGUCUCACAUCCCCGGUCCCAAACCCCUGCCUGCUUUUCUGAGCCAAGUCUCUUCCACUCAAAAUUUACCUCCCUUGCCCUGUAUCCCCCCUUCCCAUACCUCUCCUCCCCCUCUCCUUCCCCUCUCCUUCCCCUCUCCUUCCCCUCUCCUUCCCCUCUCCUUCCCAUCUCCUCCCCAUCUUCCCCCCCUCUCCCCCCUCCUCCUCCCCCUCUCCCCGCCUUCUCAACCUCUCCUUCCCUUCUCCUUCGCCUCUCCCGGCCCUCUCCCCCCCUUCUCCCCUCCCUCUCCUCCCCCUCUCCCCCCCUUCUCCCCUCCCUCUCCUCCCCCUCUCCCCGCCUUCUCCCCCUCUCGCUCCUUUCUCCUCCGCCUCUCUUCCCUCUUUCCUCCUCCUCUACUCCCCCUCUUCAACCCCUUUCCCCCCACUCUCCUCCCCCUGGCAGCAUCUCUGCUGGAUGUUGCGGAAGUAGAGCUGCAGGACAGUUUUUCCCCUUGUAUUAUUGCUGUCUUCCCACUGUCCUCCUCGCCCUACUUUUCCCCCUCUCCCCCCCUGGCAGCAUCUUUGCUGGAUGAUGCGGAGGUAGAGCUGCAGGACAGGAAGAAGGUGGCGGGGAAGAAAGGUGGGGAGAGGAGUGAGAAGGCUGGGAAGGAGAAGGGGAGGAAGGAGGAGGAGGGGAGAAAGGGGAGGGAGGAAGAAGCGCAGGCGAGCUUGCUGGUUCCUUCUGGAUUGGAUAAGAAGAAAGUUUUUGUGUAUGAUGAUGACGAGGAGGAGGAAAUGGAGGAGGGGGGAGGGAAGGAGAGGGAGGGGGAAAUGAGGGUGAGGGAAGAGAAGAGAGGGGAUGGAGAAGAGGUGUGGGAGGGAGGGGGGAAGGAGGAGGAGGAGGAGGAGGAGGAGGAGGAGGAGGAGGAGGAGGAGGAGGAGGAGGAGGAGGAGGAGGAGGAGGAGGAGGAGGAGGAGGAGGAGGAGAAAAAGGGGAGCAAGGACGACGGAAUGGACAUGUGGAAGAGGAAAAUGUUUGGCGACGGUAUAUUUGGCCUUGGGAAGAGAAGAGGUGGUGGUGGUGGUGGUGGUGAUGUGACUGGCGGUGGUGGCGGCAUGAGUAGCAGUGGUGAUGGUAAUGCGGGAAGCCUUGGGGGUGGGGGUGGGGAGGAAGAGGAAGAGGAUGAGGAUGAGGAUGAGGAAGAAGCGAUGCUGAGGGAGUGGGAGAAGUAUGAUAGAGAGGCAGGUAGUGAUGAUAGUGAUGGGUUGGAUGGGUGGGAUGAGGAGGGAGAGGGUGCGGGAGACGGGAGUAGUGACGAGGGGGAGGGGUGGGAGGAGAGGGAAGGGAGAGAGGAGGGGGAGGAGAGAGAGGAGGGGGAAGUGAGUACGGGGAGUGAAGAGGAGGAAGAGGAGGAAAGAGAGGAGGAAGCUGAGGAUGAGGAGAAGGAAAGGAACUUUAAGAGGAUGAAGGGGAUAGUAGGGGCAUCAAGAAGUGACGGUGGUGGCAGGGAGGAGGAAAGAGAGGACUGGGGAGAAGGGGAAGAGGAUGAGGAAGAUUUUGGAGUGGAGGAAGAGGAGGAAGAGGAGGGGGAUGUGGCUGCAGAAGCAGGAGGGGGUGCAGCAAUGUGCAAAGAGGGCGAGGAGGACGAGAUAGAGGAGGGAUGGAAGGAGGAGGCAGAGGAGGAGACAGGGGAGGAGACAGGGGAGGAGAUAAAUGGGGAGGAGGAACAGGCAUGGGCAGACGGGCAUUGGGGGAAAGUGAGAAGGGUGGGUGGGGAGAGGAGGAAGGGAAAAGGGCUGUGGUGGAUGGUAAUGGUGGUGGGACUAGAAUGGGGAGGGAGAAGGGAGGAAUGGGAGGGCGUGCAAAGGGAGAUGGUUAUGGGAGGGGAGGCGGGGGAGGUAGAGGAGAGAAAGGAGGGAGAGGAGAAAGGGGAGGGAGAGGAGAGAGGGGAGGGAGAGGAGAGAGGGGAGGGAGAGGAGAGAGAGGGGGGAGAGGCGAUAGGGGAGAGAGAGGAGAGAGAGGAGGGAUUAGCACUACACGGGGUGGUGUUGGUUCUCCUGCGGUUGCUUCGUUUGGGAAGGGAGCACCACGGGGAGGAGGGAGGGGGCGAGGAGUGGAGGGGAGAGGAGGGAUGGGAAGAGGAGGGGAGGGAAGAGGAGGGAUGGGAAGAGGAGGGGAGGGAAGAGGAGGGAUGGGAAGAGGAGGGGAGGGAAGAGGAGGUGGCCGUUAUGGUGGCAGUGGUGGCAGGGAUAGGGAUAUUGCCAUUGAAAGGCGAGGCGCUAAGGGAUCAACACGGCUGGUGGAAGGUGUGGAAGGUGAGAGAAUGA
Messenger RNA from Closterium sp. Naga37s-1, 5037 nucleotides. NCBI's taxonomy places the organism in Eukaryota, Viridiplantae, Streptophyta, Zygnematophyceae, Desmidiales, Closteriaceae. The record is from the annotation of a GenBank genome assembly.